This is a messenger RNA of Rubroshorea leprosula, 1465 nucleotides long. The record is from the annotation of a GenBank genome assembly. NCBI's taxonomy places the organism in Eukaryota, Viridiplantae, Streptophyta, Magnoliopsida, Malvales, Dipterocarpaceae.
CAGCUUCAUAUCUUCUUCUUCCCUUUCUUGGCUUACGGCCACAUGAUACCGACUGGGGACAUGGCAAAGCUGUUCGCCUCACAUGGUGUCAAGACAACCAUAGUCACCACUCCUCUCAAUCGCUCCUCUCUUCUCCAAAACAAUUGAAAAGAGCAAGAAUUCCGGUGUUGACAUGGAUAUCAAAAUUAUCAAGUUCCCUUCUGCUCAAGCUGGAUUACCGGAUGGAUUUGAGAGCCUGGAGCCUUCCAAAGAAGUGUGGAUGGAUGUGAUAAGCAAAUUUGGCCUGGCCACAUCUCUGCUCCAAGAACCCCUUGAGCAGCUGCUUCAAGAAUUCAAACCGGCUUGCUUGGUUGCUGAUUUUUUCUUCCCUUGGGCUACUGAUGCUGCGAAGAAGUUUGGAAUUCCCAGGUUGGUGUUUCAUGGAACUAGCUUCUUUUCAUUGUGCAUGACAGAAUGCUUGAGACUAUAUGAGCCAUUCAAGAGAGUCGAGUCAGAUGAUGAACCAUUUGUGGUGCCAAAUCUUCCUGGAGAAAUCGAGUUGACGAGGAAGAAAAUACCGGAUUUCUUGGUGGAGGAAAUUGAAACCGACAUGACCAAGAUGUUUAAAGCAUCCGAAGAAUCAGAGCUGAAAAGCUACGGGGUGGUGGUUAACAGUUUUUAUGAAUUGGAGGCAAGUUAUGCUGAUUUUUAUAGGAAUUUUUUGGGAAGAAAGGCAUGGCACAUUGGUCCUGUUUCGCUCUGCAACAAGGGAAUUGAAGACAAAGCAGAGAGGGGGAGGAAGGCAUCCAUUGAUGAAGACGAGUGCUUAAAGUGGCUUGAUUCCAAAAAAACCAAUACAGUUGUUCACAUCUGUUUUGGAAGUAUGGCCAGGGUCACUUCUACUCAAUUGAAGGAGAUCGCAAUGGGGCUUGAAGAUUCAGGACAAGAGUUCAUUUGGGUGGUUAAGUUAGACAAAGGCAAUGAAGAAGAGGAACGGUUACCCGAACGAUUUGAGGAGAGAACGAAAGAGAAAGGCUUGAUAAUAAGAGCAUGGGCGCCACAGGUGCUGAUUCUGGAGCAUCCUGCAGUUGGAGGAUUUGUGACUCAUUGUGGGUGGAAUUCAACCUUAGAAGGUAUAUCUGCUGGUGUGCCAAUGGUCACAUGGCCCAUUGCCGCUGAGCAAUUCUACAAUGAGAAGCUAGUGACUGAUUUUCUUAAGAUCGGAGUUGCUGUUGGGGUCAAGCAUUGGGUGAGUGUGGUGGGUGAUUUCGUAAACAGAGAUGAAGUUGGGAAGGCGGUAAAGGCGAUAAUGGUGGGGGAGAAAGCAGAGGAAUUGAGAAGCAGAGCAAAGGCAUUUGGAGAUACUGCAAAAAGGGCAGUUGAGAAAGAUGGUUCUUCUUACUCGGAUCUGAAUGCUCUGAUUCAAGAAUUAAGUUUGCAUCAGGGUCAUUGAACUUGGGAGGGAAACUAAAAGCAUAAUUUAAUG